Messenger RNA from Terrapene triunguis (Three-toed box turtle), 867 nucleotides. Its product is annotated as olfactory receptor 51G2-like. The coding region runs from base 1 to 867 and encodes 288 amino acids. Gene Ontology annotation, biological process: G protein-coupled receptor signaling pathway. Lineage: Eukaryota; Metazoa; Chordata; Testudines; Emydidae. Gene Ontology annotation, molecular function: G protein-coupled receptor activity; olfactory receptor activity. The transcript has a single exon. Gene Ontology annotation, cellular component: membrane. The record is from RefSeq and is a predicted model, not a curated record.
AUGUCAGCUGUCAAUGACACCAACUUCAACUCUGCAGUGUUCCUUCUCACCGGGAUACCUGGGCAGGAAAAGGUCCAUCUCUGGAUCUCUAUCCCCUUCUGCUUAGUGUAUGUUAUAUCCAUAGUAGGAAAUUCAGUCAUUGUGUUUAUUAUAAAAACAGAUCCAAGACUCCAUGAGCCCAUGUACAUUUUCCUUUCCAUGUUGGCCGUCACAGACCUUGGCUUAUUGAUAUCCACUAUGCCGACGACACUGGAUAUAUUCUUGUUUAACUCUAGAGAGAUCAGCCUCGAUGCCUGUUUUGCCCAACUGUUCUUCAUCCACUCGUUUGAAUGCAUUGAAUCCUCUGUGCUCUUGUUGAUGGCCUUUGACUGCUUCAUCACGAUCCGUGACCCGCUGAGAUAUGCUUCCAUCUUAACCCUGCCAAGAAUAGGCAAGAUGGGACUGGUGUGUGUGCUAAGAGGGGUGGCUGUUAUGCUCCCACUCCCUAUUCUCCUUCAAUGGUUCCAAUAUUGUCGAUCCAAUGUCCUCUCCCAUUGCUACUGCAUAAACCAGGACGUCAUGAAGAUGGCUUGUUCAGAUAUCAGAGUAAACAGCAUCUAUGGCUUGUCUGUUGCUCUCUUGAUGGAGGGGUUGGACUUGCUGCUCAUCUUUCUCUCUUAUGUGAUGAUCCUCAAAACAGUGCUGAGUAUCACAUACCAGGUGGAGUGCCUCAGGGCCCUGAACACCUGCGUCUCCCACCUCUGCACUGUCCUGCUCUUCUACACACCAAUAACUGGCCUGUCUCUGUUACACAGACUGGGGGAUGGCUUUUCUGUCUUGCUUCAGAUUCUCCUGGGCUACAUUUCCCUACUUGUCCCUCCCCGAUGA